Molecule: messenger RNA, 2496 nt
Organism: Exophiala dermatitidis NIH/UT8656
Lineage: Eukaryota; Fungi; Ascomycota; Eurotiomycetes; Chaetothyriales; Herpotrichiellaceae
Product: DNA-directed RNA polymerase III subunit C3
Exons: 4
Coding region: 241-1950 (569 amino acids)
Biological process (GO): DNA-templated transcription
Cellular component (GO): RNA polymerase III complex
Molecular function (GO): single-stranded DNA binding
Source: RefSeq, a predicted model, not a curated record
GCAGUGCACUGCCUGUGUCUGAGCCUUUUCUUUCGCAAGUUUCUCAACCACCCUUUCACCACGGCCACUCCCCCUGUUGUCUCCCCGGGCCGCCAGGUGGGUUUCGCCUUUGCAAAGAUACUGCUUUUGUUCCUUCAGCGAUGAAUGUUGCAUCCUUGUGAUUAUUGCCAGCGCACGAGUUUCUGAAGGCAACGUCUGGCUCUCGCUGCUAACCCACGUCACGUGCACUCUUCGGCAGUUAUGGAGGAGUAUGCGCGGCUAUGCUGCCUUGCCGUCGAAGAUGUCUAUGGGAGUUUUCUUGCUGAAAUCUUUCAACAUCUAGCCCAACAAGGCAGGCUCUCUGUGAAUCAAGUUGCACAAAAAUGUCGACUUCCCUUACGUCAGGUCAAGGCUGGCAUGGCCGCGUUGAUUCAGCUUCGUUUGGUUUAUCAACAUACCACUCCCGAUGGGUCGUCGACAUAUCAAGCCAACACGCAUAGUGCGUACAAUCUAAUCCGGACUGGCCAGUUGGUUGAACUCGCUGCGCGGAGAUAUGGCCAAGCGGCUGCCAAGGUUAUGGAGCAUUUGGCCAUCCUCGGCUAUGCCACCCCUGAUGAACUGGAGGCACGUGUAUCUGGUGACGGCCACUUCGCUAAUCCUCAAGAACCCGCUGCGUCUACAAACGGGCAUUUGCAGAAUGGUGCCACCCCUGACGUCGAUCAAAAGUCCAGGGAGCGUUUCCGAACCGCUCUCAGGUGUCUAAUCGAUGACCGUUUCAUCACGAGCGUCCGCGACGCACAUUUUCAAUCACCGUUCGAUGCCCGCCAAGAGGUUGAGCGUCAUUUUCGCCAUCUUGGUGUAAUGCCGUCCGCCAAGGGCAAGAAGGUGCAGUCGGAGAUUGAUCACAGGGUCGAUGUGGAACUCGAGUCGCGGAUGGAUGGCACCAUCUCCUCCAACUCGGUUCUCCAGUUUCUCGAACAGCGGGAGCGCAGUCAGGAAAAUGCCGUGUAUAGUCAGUCUGUGCCCAUGCUAUGCAUCGACCACUCAAACCUUGUUAUGUCUACACGCAAUGAAAGAUUAGCCAUUGCGGUGGAGAAGAGAUUCGGCCGAGAGGCAGCACAGGUGCUGCGAGCGGCCUGCCUGCAAGUCGAUGUUGACUCAGGUCCCGUCAAGCGUCGAGAUAAUACGUCAGCAAUGAUACACCGCCUCAAUACCCCGAAAAUUAGCAAUGAUAUAUCCGAAGAGGACAAACUAGUGGGCCAGAACGGAGAUUUUGGUGGACACAACUGGCGUUCAGAGGGGCGUCUCGUCAAUGGUCACCGUGACCAACUCGUCAAUGGCGCAAUGCACAACCGGCAGAUUGAAUCUCAACUAGCAGUCCUAGCUGAGGGGCCUUUCAACUUUCUCUCCCAGGAUGCUAGUGGUAAUCAAUGGUUUUUGCACAGAACGCGUCUGAACCAUUUCCUGCGCGACGAAGAGUUGAUGAGACUGAUGGGAGAGAGUUUGGAUGGACCGGCACUCAGAAUUGUGCGGAUGCUCAUGGAUAAGGGCAAGUUGGAUGAAAAGACAUUGCAGGAGAUAGGAUUGUUGGGCGCCAAAGACCUCCGCCAGUGUCUGGCCCAACUUCAGAUGUUGGGGUUUCUGGAGCUCCAGGAAGUCCCACGGGAGCCGCAGAGGCAGCCUAACCGCACGAUAUUCCUCUGGUUUUAUGACCCGGAGCGAGUUCGGAAGUUAUUCCUCGGCAGGCUCUACAAAACGAUGGCAAGACUAUUCCAGCGGUUGCGACUUGAAAGAGAACGACUGGCAUCCACCUUGAGUAAAGUGGAGAGGACCGAUGUGCAAGGAAGCGAAGCGGAGAUGCUCGCACCCGCCGAACUCCAAGUGUUGCUCCAAUGGCGACGCAAGGAAGCUUGGUUCAUGGCUGAGAUCAACCGUCUCGACGAAUCUGUCAUGAUACUUCGUGAUCUGUGAACCGCUGAGCAACAGUGUGGCUAGUAUGGCAUGUGGGAACGCCAUAUUCGACGUGCUAUAUGCAUGACGAGGGUUUUGUUUCCUGUCCACAAUACGGGUAUACUUCAAUCCAGCUCCGGCGUUGGACAGCCAGAUGUCCGGUGAUUCACAACAAGCUUCUUUGAACUCUGGGCCUUUGCCGCUGUUACCACAAGGGAGCUGUCUUUUUCGGUCCCAGCACCGGUCCCAGUGCUAGUAUACAGAUUCAUAAGAUGUCAUGCUGCGCUGCGUGUGGUAGUGAGCAAUGGUUGAUUCCUUAUGUAAGUACAAGACAGAGUACCGGGCUUUUCUGCCCAUGCGCCUUUGCGAUGAGAUAGCGUGACAUUCUCCCAGUGUCGUAGAAGUUUGACUGCAACGGACUGGCAUUCCAGCUUCAAUGAACACUGGCAUGUGUAAUGGUAGAUGCUGUCCCUGUAGGGGAUCUCAGGCUGGGAGAAUCUGAGACACGACAAGCUUUUGCCAGUGGAACAUGCAACGCGCCAAAGUUAAUCCGUGCCGUUCCUUUCC